Molecule: messenger RNA, 342 nt
Organism: Paraglomus occultum
Lineage: Eukaryota; Fungi; Glomeromycota; Glomeromycetes; Paraglomerales; Paraglomeraceae
Source: the annotation of a GenBank genome assembly
AUGAUUCAUUUCGUAAGAAGAAUAACAUUCCUUCCCAAAGCUCGUACUUUUGCGACUGCAGUCGAGGCUGGUGGUGUUUCUUCUUUCGUAGCAGAACGUCAGGCUACUAUGGAACAUGCUAACGCCACAGCCUCGCUUUGGAAGAAGAUAUCUAUCUACGUUUGUAUUCCUGCUCUUAUCCUCUCUUCUGCCAAUGCAUACCGACUUCUGAAGGAACACAGUGCGCACAAGACUCAUCCAGAGGAUAUUCCCAAUUAUAGUUAUCUGCGUAUUAGGAAUAAGCCUUUCUUUUGGGGGGAUGGUGAUCACACACUCUUCCAUAAUCCGGCGGUCAAUAAAUGA